AGUUUUUAAUGGAGGUCGUUCUGGAAACUUUUGCUUUGUUCCCACCGCACAGGAAUGCGUGUUUGCACCACUCUCUCUCUCCCCGUUUCUUUGCUGUAUCUCCCGCUUCCUCUCUUGCUGUCUCACUUUCUCUUUUCCCUCUUGAAUUAGGGCACAUUUUUGUGGCAGUGACAUUUGAAAGACUUCAAAGGCAAUGCUCUGUGUGAGCUGUUGAGUUCAUUUGAGUGUGUGAAGCUUGUCGGAUUGUUUUUCAUGCAUAUCUCUGAGUUUAGUUGGUCGCUUGCAAAACUAGCUGCAUUGUGUGACGAGGCACGUGUUCGUGUGUGUACCUGCAUAUGCAUGUGCAGAAAUGAGUGUGGCAAUGAUUCUUUGUACCCUGCGGGCAAUAUAUCUUCCUGCCACUCCCUGUGCAAGGGCAGGGUUUCUUCACUCUUUCCCUCUCUUUCUCUCUCUCACUCUCUUUUCCUCUUCCCCUUGGGGAGGAGCUCUGACCUGUCAUUCUCAAGUCCACACAGGUGAGGGUGCUGCUAAAGGAAUGUGCAGAGAGCGAACGAGCAAAGGACAGAGGGAAAGGUGGAGCGACUUUGUUACCUCACAAAGCCAGAGAAAGAAAGGAAGGGUGUUGCCUGCAACCCACCUGAACAGCUUGAGCAAAAGAGGAGGGACCAGACACACAUACACUCUUAAACACAAGUCGUAUCUGGGGGGAAUAUUCAGUCGAUUUUGCACAGCACCAAGAGGGGUAGGAAGGGAAGCACAUUUUCCUGCAAGCACAAGAAGUUUCCCUGUUGUUUGGAUUUGUGAAGACGCAGGUGGAAAACGGGUUCUUUUCCCUCUUCGGUUAAUCAUUGGACACAAGGGAAAGAAUUAAGGAUUUUCUUUUAUAGAACUUUGCUGUUUCUGGUUGGACUCUGGGACUUGGAUUGGGAAACAACAAACUAAGAGACUGAAAUGGGAGGAUGGGCGCUGCGUCUCGCUGUGGGGAUCUACGUUCUCUUGCUUGCUGUGACAGCCAGCCGUGCUAAUGAGGUGAACCACUGUACCGCUGCCAGAGCAAAAACCUGCUCAGACUGUAUCCGGAUUGGCACAGGAUGUGCUUACUGCCCCGAUGAGCUCUUCGAGUAUGAGCGUUGUGACCUGAAGGACAACUUAGAGGCCCGUAAAUGUAGUAGUCAGAUGGUAACAAUUGAGAGCAGUAGGAAAAUUGAAGAGAAUGUGCAAAUCAAUAAGUUACUGAAGUACUCUCAGGUGGCCCCUCAGUUAAUGAGGAUGACGCUUCUCCCCGGGGAGGAGAAGGAGGUGGAGAUGGAGGUGUUUGAACCAGCCCGUGGCCCUCUUGACCUCUACAUCCUCAUGGACUUCUCCAACUCUAUGUCUGAUGAUCUGGACAACCUGAAGAGGAUGGGAGACCAGCUGGCUCAGAUUGUUGGCAAACUCUCUGAUGAUUACACCAUCGGAUUUGGCAAAUUUGUAGACAAAGUCACCGAGCCUCAGACAGACAUGAGGCCAGCCAAAUUAGCAGAGCCGUGGGCCAACAGUGACCCUCCGUUUUCAUUCACUAACGUCAUCAGUCUCACCAACAACAUAAACACCUUUAGACAGAAGCUCCAGCGAGAGCGCAUAUCUGGCAACCUGGACGCCCCCGAGGGGGGUUUUGAUGCCAUCUUACAGACUGCUGUCUGCCAGGAACAAAUUGGCUGGAGGAAGGACAGCACCCACUUGCUGGUCUUCUCCACCGAAUCAGCAUUCCAUUAUGAGGCAGACGGUGCCAAUGUGCUUGCGGGUAUCUUGAAUCGUAACGAUGAGCAAUGCCACCUGACUCCAGAUGGAAAUUACACACACGAUAUUCGUCAAGACUACCCAUCUAUACCUACCCUAGUGCGACUUCUGGUGAAACAUAACAUCAUUCCAAUCUUCGCAGUUACUAACCACUCCUACUCUUACUACGAGAAACUUUCCGAAUACUUCCCUAUUGCUGAGCUGGGACAGUUACAAGAAGAUUCCUCUAACAUCUUUAACAUUUUAGAAAAAGCUUUUCAGAAUAUUCGCUCCAAGAUCAGUAUCCGUGCAGAAGACAGACCAAAAGCGGUGGAAGCCAAGAUACUCUCUGAGUCUGGCACGGUUUCUGAGUUUGGCAGUUUCAAAAUCAAUCCAGGUGAAACUGGUAAAUUUAGAGUCCGUCUGAAGGCUCUUAAUCAGGUGGGAGAGCAGCAUGUUUGUAAUGCCAAUCAGGCUGACCGGGCAGGAACCUUAAGAGUCAAACCAACCACCUUUAGCUCUGCCUUCAGAAUCAAUGCUGAAGUGCUCUGUCAUACAUGUGACUGCGAAAAGACCCCAGUUAAAAAUGCAGUGCGCUGUAGCAGCCAUGGAGAUCUUGUCUGUGGGAAAUGCCAGUGUAAUGAUGGAUGGCUAGGCCCUUUCUGUAACUGUUCAGCAGGGGUCUCCACAGACUCUGCCAUGUGCAUCGAACCUGGGAAGACCGAGCCUUGCUCAGGAAGAGGAGACUGCAUGUGUGGGACCUGUGUGUGCUAUAACCCAAACCAAUUCGAAGGGCCUUUCUGCCAGUUUGACAAAUCUCAGUGCCAGAGAUUUGGUGGAUUUCUCUGUAAUGAACGUGGAAGCUGCAGUAUGGGCAGAUGUGUUUGUACACCAGGAUGGACUGGAGAUGCCUGUGAAUGUCCUAUCAGCAGUGAAUCAUGUCUGGACAGCAAAGGGGGCGUCUGUAAUGGCCGUGGUGUGUGUAAAUGCGGUCGUUGUGAGUGUGAACACUCUGGACUUCCUCUGAGCCCCACUUGUGAAGCGAACUUCCAGCAACAAUUGGGCAUGUGUGAAGCCAAAAGGAGCUGCGUUCAGUGCCAGGCCUGGAACACCGGCGAGAGAAAAGGACGGAAAUGUGAUGAAUGUUCCUUUAAAAUCGUCAUGGUGGAAGAGCUCGAAGAAGAUAAAAACGUAAUAGAGGCGUGCAGUUUCCGUGACGAAGAUGACGACUGCACAUAUCACUACACUGUGAAUUAUCCAUUAAACAUCACAGACAAAGAACACCACGUCCUAGUAAAGAAAAAGAAAGACUGUCCACCUGCAGGUUUCCUGUGGUUGAUUCCUCUCAUUAUGUUUCUGAUGCUAUUGCUUGGUUUGCUUUUGCUCUGCUGCUGGAAAUACUGCGCCUGUUGCCAGGCAUGUCUUGCUCUUCUCCCAUGCUGUGGCAGAGGUCGUAUGGUGGGAUUCAAAGAAGAUCACUACAUGCUACGCCAGUCUUUGUUGACCUCUGAUCAUUUGGACACCCCAAUGGUGCGCACCGGCCCACCCAAAAGCACAGACAUUGUGCGCUGGAAAGUGACAGACAAUGUUCAUCGAGGACCAAACCACCCACAGAACCAAAUCAAACCCAACCCCAAAGAGACCAUCCAGUACCCUGUCUCUCUUCGUCUGAACCGGCAAUAUUCAGAAACCCUAUCCAACCCUGAGGCUCGGGACACAGACAUGCUCAGGCGAGAAGUAGAGGACAACCUCAAUGACGUGUUCCUGCAGAUCCCUGGCGCGCAGAGGGUGCAAAAGACUCGAUUCAGGACACAAAGAAAUUCUGGAAAGAGACAGAACAACACGAUUGUAGACACGGUUUUAUCUGCCCCUCGUGCCAGUUACCCAGAUAUUGUGAAAUUGACAGAUAAACAGGUUCAGGCUGGAAACUUCCGGGACCUGAAGUUGGUUCCAGGCUACUACACAGUAGCUACAGACAGAGAAGCGGCAGGGGCUGUGGAGUUUCAGGAGGGUGUGGAGUCAGUGGAUGUCCGGGUUCCCCUCUUUAUCAAAGAUGAGGAUGACGAAAAGAAAGAGCUGCUUGUUCAAGCCGUUGACGUUCCAGUAGGAAUCGCAAAGAUCGGCAAAGAUCAUGUCAACAUCACCGUGAUUAAGGAACAUGCUAGGAGCAUCUUCACCUUCCUGCAGCCGUCAUACACCUACAGUCGUCAGGAUGGUAUGGCGAACAUCCCGAUCAGUCGUGAGAUCCUAGAGGAUGGACGGACUCAGGUCACAUACUGCACCCGUGACCUCACUGCCAAAGACAAGAAGGACUAUAUCUCAGUUGAUGGAGACUUGAGUUAUGCACCAGGCGAAACGCAGAAGACAGUCCCAGUGAAACUCUUGGAGCUUGGGGAGGGAGAUGGACUGCUGGAGGACAAACAGGUCAAACAGUUUGUGAUGGAUCUGAGUAACCCACGGCAAGGCGCUAAACUGGGCCGUUACCCACGCACCACUAUCACCAUCGCAGAUAAACCAGAAUCCAGUGUUGUGAUGUUUAAGAAGAGUACUCAAACUUACAAUACAUCCGACCCACUUUACUCCAUCCCUGUGGUACGCACUCGAAACCAGGAGAGUCCGACCACUGUGUACUGGCGCACAAACAAAGCCUCACGCUUUGACCUCUCCAGUCCUCUCAAAUUUGCUCCUGGCGAGACCGAAAAGAACAUCGUCAUUGAUCCUCGUUCGUAUCCAUCUCCCAUCAUACCUGAGACCUUCCAACUGGAACUGUUUGACCCAAGCAACAAUGCAAUCAUUGGAGAGAGGAAAACCUCAGUGGUGAACGUCAUCGAUGGUAGAGGGGAUGGGAAAAUUGAUUCCCAGAAAAUGGAACGUGUUCAGCAGUUAGCCACAUCUCCUGGAGGACGCCUCUACGCCCCAACCAACAUCAAAGCUGCUGCUUCCGGCCCUAAAAACAUCCGUCUGAACUGGAACCCAAGUACAAAUGCCAAUGGUUACAAGGUGAAGUACUGGAUUUAUGGAGACCCUGAGGCUGAUGCUCAGGUGCUGGAUGUGAAGACUCCUCAAGCCGAGUUGACUAAUCUCUACCCAUACUGCGACUAUGAGAUGCGUGUAUGUGGCUACAAUGCACUCGGAGAGGGCAAUUACAGCGAUGUCAUCCAAUGCCAGACUCUAGAGGAUGUACCUGGUGAACCCGGUCGCCUGGCUUUCAACGUCAUCAGCCCCACUGUCACUCAGGUCAGCUGGGCGGAGCCAGCAGAGACGAAUGGUGUCAUUACUUCAUAUGAGGUUAUCUACAUACCCAUCGACGAGGACAAGAAGCCUAUAGGACCUUCUAAGAAGGUGAUGAUUGACAACCCCAAAAAGCGCAUGCUGCUCAUCGAGAACCUGCAGCCUUCUCAGACCUACUGUUACAAAGUGCGUGCUCGCAAUAAGGUGGGCUGGGGCCCGUACAGAGAAGCCACAAUCAACCUGGCUACACAACCUACCAGACCCAUGUCAAUUCCUAUCAUUCCCGACAUUCCCAUUGUGGACGCAGAAGCUGGCGAUGAAUAUGACAGCUAUCUGAUGUACAGUAAUGAAGUACUGCGAUCCCCAACGGUUAGCCAAAGGCCUAGCGUCACAGAUCUGACUGAAGAUCAGUUUGUAAAUGGAAAGUGGGACCAGAAUUUCCUGUUCCCAGGAGGAAGCGGUUCCCUUUCCCGCAACGUCAGCUCCUCCUCAUCCACAUACAGCCAUUCCUUACCCCGACCCGGUGUGACCAAUCACAGCAGCAGCACAACGUACAUUUCCGGCAAAGGAGGCUCGACGACACACAAAUAUGAUCUUAGGGACGGUGGACUUCUCAAAGAAGAAGUGAUCAUGAGGAAGAACAGGCAUUACACAGACAGUGAUGGUGUGAGGGAUUCUAUCGUCAUGGGAAACCUGUCCGGUGGAUUUUUGGACAACUUAGGGGUCUCUAGCUUCAGCCAGAGUACAACUACCAGCUACAGUUUGAGCUCCAGAGCUCGUACUCAGUCUGAAGAUAUCAACGAUGCACUGCAGAACCUGGAUAGUGUUCUUCAGGACUCUCGCUUCAACCCGGGUGUUCCUGAGACUCCCAGCAGACUGGUGUUCUCUGCCCUGGGGCCCACGGCCCUGAAAGUGAGCUGGCAGGAGCCCCACUGUGAGACAGAUGUACUGGGCUACUGCGUCCUGUACCAGCUACUCAAUGGAGGUGAGGUAAAGCGUAUUGAAGUCAACAAUCCUGCUCAGAACUCUGUGAUGGUUCAGGAUCUCCUGCCCAACCACUCCUACAUCUUCAAAGUGAAGGCCCAGAGUCGAGAGGGCUGGGGUCCUGAGAGAGAGGGAGUCAUCACCAUUGAGUCUGCUGUCGACCCCAAGAGUCCACUGAGCCCAAUGCCAGGAUCUCCAUUCACACUCAGCACUCCCAGCGCUCCAGGACCUUUGAUCUUCACAGCUUUGAGUCCAGACACACUGCAGCUGAGCUGGGAGAAACCUCGCAAACCCAACGGGGACAUCCUGGGCUACGUGGUUACCUGUGAACAGCUGCACGGUGGAGGAGAUCUUCGUUCCUUCCAGGUGAAUGGCAACGCUGCAACGUCUUUGACUGUGUCUGACCUGAAAGAAAACAUGCCAUACAAAUUCAAAGUUCAAGCCCAGACCACGCAGGGCUUUGGACCAGAGCGAGAAGGCAUCAUCACCAUCGAAUCCCAAGAUGGAGGCUCCAUGUCACAAUACAGCAGUCAUUCAGUCACAAAGAAAGACGUGUUCAACCUGCCAACAGAGAUUACUUCACACACCAUGUUCUCAGAACCCUUCGUGUCUCCAGACGGGAUGAUGAUGAUGUCGAGCAGGCAGAUCACAGAGUCGGGCGGCACCAUCACGCGGCAGGUGGAGAUGGUGCAGAGGGGUGUGAUGUCCAGCAGCACCGUCACUAAGAAGGUGGAGAGACAGUACUUCGAGGCCUAAUUUAACUUCCUUUUUUGCCUUCAGCUGAAAUCACAUGGCAGAGCAGCAGUACCAAAACACGCUAAAAUCAAACUAGAAACUUUCACAGACCAAUGUGCACAACAUAUGGUGUUUAUGUGAGCAUGAGAACAGCUGAGUGCUUGGAUUCCUCGGAUUAUUGCUCAUAAAGACCAAAGUCUUCAAGCCUUUGUUGAAUGUAAAGACUUGAAACCUUUUAGUGUUAUCGCUUCCAAACAGGUGUUUGUUCAAACUUUUGGCAUCAAUCCAUGUUUCAUGUAGUGUUUGUGAGAAAUGUUAUUUCUCAUUUGAGCUAGAUUGCAUUCAUUUUGACGAGGUUUGAAUUUGGCAGGUUUCAUAUCAUGAUGUUUAUAUCGUUGAUGUUGCUUUCGAGAUGUAUCAAGUUAUUUGAGCAUGUACGUUUUCUAUACGUAUUUUCACAUCAAGUAUGCCAUGUCUCUUGAAUUAACUCAUUAGGCAUUUUCAGUUUUUUUACUCAUUUGCAAAAAAUGUUGCAACACAAGAGCGCAUACAUAUGGACUCGAUUCUUAGGACUGUAAAUAUGUUACUGAGGUUUGUUUUUUACUGCCUGGUUGCAAGAUGUGCUGUUGUAACUUCAGGCGUGUGGCUGUCAUUUCAGAUGACAUAAAAUCUGCCAGGUUUGUACACUGCUGGCAAUAAUCUCACACCUAUGUACCACUGAAUUAUAUUUUUACUGCCUUUAAUAAUUUGUAUGGCACUUUUGACUUGGGGAAAAAAAUAUCUUUUUUUAGAGUUUUAUAUUAAAAUUGCAUUUCACACCAUCAUAUUCAAGCUGUAGUACGUAGUAUGCAAAACAUCUCACUGCAUAUUAGUUCAGCGCACCAAUAAAUCAUCCUACCACA
Molecule: messenger RNA, 7610 nt
Organism: Onychostoma macrolepis
Lineage: Eukaryota; Metazoa; Chordata; Actinopteri; Cypriniformes; Cyprinidae
Gene: itgb4
Product: integrin, beta 4
Exons: 42
Coding region: 952-6729 (1925 amino acids)
Biological process (GO): cell communication; cell-matrix adhesion; integrin-mediated signaling pathway
Cellular component (GO): cell surface; membrane; integrin complex
Molecular function (GO): integrin binding
Source: RefSeq, a predicted model, not a curated record